UUUCUGUUCUGUUAAAAAUUAUAAAUUUCUAUUUAUUUAGAGUCACUUUUAGUUCAUUGGAACUUGAGUAAAAUAUCUGCUUAAUUGCAUUUGUAAUUUUAUAAACAUUCUGAAGAAAAUGGAUCAUAUCGAAGAUGCAAGCGCAAAUACAGUUGACUUUGAAAUAAGGGCCUGCACAUCUACUAUAUUGCCUAUUAGCAGCAAGAAGCAUAUUUUGAAUGAAGCCGAAGAAGGAAAAUACACUAAUUCCGGUUUGCCACCUUCGUCAUGUACAUCUAUUGCCAAUGAGGAAUCCAAUCAUGCAAUAAGUGAAACUGACAGCAUACAAGAUGUGCAAAACGUUGCGGAACAAGAGCAGUUCAAUGUUUGCUCCAAAAAACAACUCACGAAUGAAAUAUCAGUAUCAGUUAUCACUGAUACUGAGCAACAACAACAACUGAUACUGCCUCAACAAAAAAAGUCUACAUCGAAUGAGCCACAAUAUGAGGAAGCUACAAAUGAGACAGAUGGUAAGAUUAUAAGGUUUUCGAUUGAUGAACUCACGAAUGAAACAUCAGUAUCCGUUAUCACUGAUACAGUUAUCACUGGUACUGAACAACAAAACUUGUCUCAACAGAAAAAGUCUACAUUGGAUAAGCCACAAUGGGAGGAAGCUACAAGAGACGUGUCGAUAUCAAAAACUGAUGGUGAGAUUAUAAAGUUUUCCAUUGAUGAACGCAAGCAAACUAAGCUUGAUGUAUCAGUUAUCACUGAUACUGAACAAGAAAACUUGUCUCAACAGAAAAAGUCUACAUCGGAUGAGCCACAAUUUGAGGAAACCACAAAUGAGGUGUCGAUAUCAAAAACAGAUGGUGAGAUUAUAAGGUUCUCGAUUGAUGAACUCACGAAUGAAACAUCAGUAUCCGUUAUCACUGAUACAGUUAUCACUGAUACUGAACAAGAAAACUUGUCUCAACAGAAAAAAUCUACAUCGAAUCAGCCACAAUGGGAGAAAGUAACAAAAGAGGUGUCGAUUUCAAAAAAUGAUGGAGAGAUUAUAAAAUUUUCCAUUGAUGAACUCAAGCAAAUUAGGGAAGAUAUAGAAAGCAAAGUAACUAGAAACAAUUUAAAUUGGGAACCAUUUGAUCUUACAACGAAAAACAAUAACGAUAAGGUUAUUAGUAACUCAAUAAGCAACAAAUUGAAAGAAGUUUUCCCUUAUCACAGUGAUACCUCUUUGGAAUACCAAUAUUCUACAGAAGUCAAUACAUUAAGUGAGGUCCGCAGAACAAAUUUGAAUAUAACAAAGUCGUCUAGUUUCCCAUACAUUCCGAAUUCAGUUUCUCAGGGACACAUGAAUUUUUUAAAUGAGAAUACCAUCGCGUCUGAAAGGCCAACGAAGAAACCUGCCAAAUAUCAAAAGCACAUUACUAUUCGAUAUGAUGACUCAGACGAAGAAGAUAAAAAACGAGUUCCAUUCUGCCCAUACUGCUUAUAAGCACCUGUAAUUGUUAAAGGAUACAUAAAGAUUAGUCCUAAAAGAAUAUAUGAAAUGAAAGGAAACAGUGCUCAUAUAUCUAUGUCUAUGGAUUACUAAAACUCACUUCGUGCCUUCAGUAUAAACAUAACUUCGUCGAAAUUUUUUGUUUAAGUCUUAUUGAAUAUUUCAUACAUUUGUGUUCAAUAUACGUUCAAUAUAUAUUUUAGUAUUCCAUCU
This is a messenger RNA of Teleopsis dalmanni, 1696 nucleotides long. RefSeq lists its product as uncharacterized. NCBI's taxonomy places the organism in Eukaryota, Metazoa, Arthropoda, Insecta, Diptera, Diopsidae. The transcript has 3 exons. The record is from RefSeq and is a predicted model, not a curated record. The coding region runs from base 119 to 1477 and encodes 452 amino acids.